Molecule: messenger RNA, 3260 nt
Organism: Varroa destructor (honeybee mite)
Lineage: Eukaryota; Metazoa; Arthropoda; Arachnida; Mesostigmata; Varroidae
Source: RefSeq, a predicted model, not a curated record
UUACCACUUCGAACUCUGGUCUACCAGUGGUUCAUACAGCGAUAAUGGAAAGUGGACUGGACGACUUCCGAAAUGCAAGGCAGCAACUUACAAGAGUUUUCAAUGGUAUAUCAGAGGAGCAGGUCGAAGUUACAAGCCAGUCCAGUGAAUCUACUUUGGUGCGGUCACCGGAAAACAGACAUCGUGAUCCAGGAGGUUCGCGUGUACAGCAUACGAAAGGAGGUUCUUCGUUUGCCGUGGAGACUGAAUCAGCAGAUGAUAGCUUGCUUGCAUUGGAAAACGGUAGACGAAGCUUAAUUAAUACACGUCAAACCUCUCACGAGUUCAAUCGAAAGUCUUUUAUCGAGGCUCCAAGGGUGUUUGCUCGAUCUGCAAGUGACAGCCAUGUAAUAAACAGUGAAAUGGACGCUAAGGAUUUAAAUUUUAGUCACGCUGUGAUUUCUUCGACGCCUCAAUCAAAAUCGUUUCAAAUGGGUUACGGACACCCGCCACAGUUCAGUUCAACGAAAACUUCGUUUUUCCCCGGUUCAGUGUUCAGUCCACGGAGUCGUCGGAAUAUCGCUAAGUUCGCGCAGGUCACCGACGGAUCACAGGUGGAACCUGUUUGUAUAGGUGGUUAUCUCGCGUCGUGUACUGCCAGCUGUUCCAUUCUCGAGCUGCGCGACGCUUCGUGGAAAGUGCCGGCUCAGAACUCGAAAUUUGAAGGCCUUACGGUAGGUGACCGCCUUCUCGUCGAGUUCGAGGGUGGACUUUCCUUUGACGGGGGGGCAGGUCUCGACAUUCUUGAGUCAGUUGUCCUUAUGGAAAGUCGCGACGAAUCGGUCGUUGUAAUAUGCCAUGAAAAAGUGACCUUCUCAUUAGUUGGUGGAUCUAUCGCGGUAAAGAUCUUUCUUGUGAAACGGUCAUUUUUCGAAAGAAAAUUCCAUGCGGUCAGCACGACGGGUCAAUCGGGCAUAUCUGGUUUGAGGAUUGCGUGUACGAUACGGAUCGUACAGGGACCUCCACGAAGCAAAAAAAUGUCCCAUAUCAUGAACGAAAUACAGAUGACAGUACCCCGAGGAAGUCGCGUGCUUAUAGUCGGCGAAAAUGUUCGUGAGCGCAUGGUAUUGCCCCCGAAUUUGUCCCUUCUCAAUCUUCAAAAUCUUCGGCACAGUUCCAAGGUUACUGAAGAAGUGCGGGACGCCGGUCGGCUGGAAACAGAAGAGUUACUUCGGCAGAAGCACUUCGAACUUCUUCGUGAGAUAGAUGAAGUCGUCGAAACGAUUACAACCCUUUGCAAUGAAUACUCAUACACCCUUCAGAUUCAAGGGUCAAAAGCUGCGCUGAAUCAGGAAAUGCAGAUAGUGCUUCUGAGGUUAGAGGCACUGCAAAAGCUCCUCAAUGAAAUCGAUCACCGGCUAGCAUUCGAGGUAUUUCCAGAUGUCCAAUUGAUCUAUGGAACUAUCAAAGAUGUCAUAGGCUGCGUUUCGCUGAUUGAUUAUCUCGUACCAGCAGCCAGCGUUAUCGUGGACGCGGAUCGUCUUUCGCUGAGCGAACUAGGCGUCGUCUUUUCGGUACGACGAAACAAUAUCUACCUGUCGAUUGAUACGCCGUGCUUUUGGAAGCCAAUAAGAGAAUGGAAAUCCAAAGGGAUCUCCAUAAAAUCUGUUCGUCGGCGUAAUUAUAUAUGCGACGAAUUUUUAUCGCUACUUGAGCAAUUCAUCAGUCCCCAAAUGCUCUCUGCAGAGUUCUUUGAAGGAUGGGUACUCGAGAGCGACAAUGGGUUCGGACUACUUUUGUCAUGUUUUAAGCACACCCUUGGCCCGUUACCUCAGAAGCCACCGAAGAACGUGGUAGUGAUAAAACACACCGAGAAAGGAGAAGCUGCCGUCGAAUUGGAAACCCACUUAAUGAAAAGCAUGGGAAAUCUAUUUGCUAUGGCGGAAGAACAUGAUUACAGCCUUUAUGUAGUGAACAGAAAUGGUAGUACGGUGGUAGAGUUAUGCGACAGUCCCGUCGAAAAGUCCAGUUCGUCGAACGCGUUACAGGACAUCAAAGGGGCGUUCAAACCACAUGCGGACACCUUCGUAUCUCUGCACGGGCUAACAACGAAGGCUCUGCCAGCCCUGUACGAACUUAUACUCUUCAGCUUACGUCGAGUUUUCCUUAUUGGCAACCUUCAACAACUAAAAAAGUCAGAUGAAAAUGUUCGACGGUUCGUAAACAAUCUCCUGUCGUGCGGUUUCGUGCGCAAGUCACUUAUUCUUACCUGUCCUAAGCACAAAACCGAUGUGAUUUUUGGUUCUAAUUGCGGAAACUCCGCCGUCAGUUGGCAAACCAGCUGCAAGGAGAGGUGCAAUGUCAGACUACCUUGCGGUCAUCAAUGCCCUCAAAAUUGUCAUUUCCAUGACGAGCAGACUUUCGAAGAUGAUUUGCCUGCCUGUGAUCAGACAUGCGGCAAGGAGUUACCGUGUGGGCAUGCCUGUCCAUUACCUUGUGGACGACCGUGCCUCAUGAGGUGUUCAGUACUGCUCGCAGUGAUAGGCCCUUGCGGCCACCCAAAUUCAAUACCUUGCUGCCAAAAUACAGAACAUGGCUUGAGCCUAUUGGCUUGCCCAAAUUCAAAGUGCCAUCGUCAUUUUAACGACCCAUUUUCAACAAAAAAUUCCAAGUCGCUGAUUCAGCGGGGUUCUACUCUAUUUGCGCGAAUGUUUAGUACCUCGUGAGAGGCAAAAAGACUUGGAUAAAUCGAAAGAUUUUUUAGCAAUAAGAGCGUUUUAAAAACAAUUUCUAGAAGAUGAACUAUAUUUGCAUAGCAAGCAGAUGUGUAGCAACGGGCUGUUAGAAAAAGAACAAAAUCGUAUGGAAGAUUAACCUUAACAUAAAUGACGUCCGUGUAAUCUAUUUUCAUUAUCUCCUACAAAUAUGUACUCAGGCAGAUAAUGAUGCAGAUUUUAAAAAAAUGGGCAGGAGAAACGGAAAACAAUAAAUUGUUUUGGACAUCAAACGUUUGUUAAAAAUGCCCCGUUUUUGAUUCAACGUAUCAACUGAAAUAUUGGGUUUUCCGAAAAAGAUUUUCAGGAUUUUUCGCUUUAUUUCUCCUUGAUCAUGAAUGUCGCUAUCUGAAUAUAUACGUACAGGAAAAAGAAUGCAAACAUAUUGCACCAACUGGCUGAACUGGCUGCAAACAUGGCUGAACUUUCACUGAUUUUCCAUGUAAACACGUAACUAACUUUUUCAACAUUUAAUUCAUAGUGUUCUGGCCUAUCCAGAACAUACAG